Molecule: messenger RNA, 2874 nt
Organism: Haplochromis burtoni (Burton's mouthbrooder)
Lineage: Eukaryota; Metazoa; Chordata; Actinopteri; Cichliformes; Cichlidae
Gene: camk2d1
Product: calcium/calmodulin-dependent protein kinase (CaM kinase) II delta 1
Biological process (GO): protein phosphorylation
Cellular component (GO): neuron projection; cytoplasm
Molecular function (GO): calcium/calmodulin-dependent protein kinase activity; ATP binding; calmodulin binding
Source: RefSeq, a predicted model, not a curated record
UGUGUGGCCUCGUCUUGACCGUGGUAACUAAUCCAAGCGGCAGAGACGAGCGCAGCAGUAGGUCGCGACGUCCAGGACUGAGCCGAGGUUUGCGAGCGGGACCGGGACAGACGGAGGCUGCGCUGCUUGCAGGACUUCCGCCCACAGGACCUCCCGGCUGCGCUUUCAUUUCUUUCCCCGGCGCGACAAGUGGCUCUUUGGGACUCGGAGGGAUUCGUGGAGACUGUUUACCGAGCGAGCUUCCAGUUCCCGAGUCGAUCACCUCGGCAUGGCUUCAACAACCUGCACCAGGUUUACCGACGAGUACCAGCUGUACGAGGAGCUGGGGAAGGGGGCCUUCUCUGUGGUGAGGCGGUGCAUGAAGAUCUCCACGGGGCAGGAGUAUGCUGCAAAGAUAAUCAACACCAAGAAGUUGUCUGCUAGAGAUCACCAGAAGUUGGAGCGCGAGGCCAGGAUCUGCCGCCUGCUGAAGCACUCCAACAUCGUGCGGCUGCACGACAGCAUAUCAGAGGAAGGAUUCCACUAUCUGGUCUUUGACUUAGUCACUGGUGGCGAGCUGUUCGAGGACAUCGUUGCCAGGGAGUACUACAGUGAAGCUGAUGCCAGUCACUGCAUUCAGCAGAUCCUAGAGGCUGUGCUGCACUGCCACCAGAUGGGCGUGGUCCACCGCGACCUCAAGCCAGAGAAUCUGCUUCUGGCCAGCAAGCUGAAGGGCGCUGCAGUCAAGCUGGCAGACUUCGGCCUGGCCAUCGAGGUUCAAGGAGAUCAGCAGGCGUGGUUCGGAGUGAUCCUCUACAUCUUACUCGUGGGCUAUCCUCCCUUCUGGGACGAGGACCAGCACAGGCUGUACCAGCAGAUCAAAGCUGGGGCGUAUGAUUUUCCCUCCCCAGAGUGGGACACGGUGACCCCCGAGGCCAAAGACCUGAUCAAUAAGAUGCUGACCAUUAACCCAGCCAAGAGAGUGACGGCCACCGACGCACUCAAACACCCCUGGAUCUGCCAACGCUCCACUGUGGCAUCCAUGAUGCACAGACAGGAGACUGUGGAGUGCCUCAAGAAAUUCAACGCCAGGAGGAAACUCAAGGGUGCCAUCCUGACAACGAUGCUCGCCACUCGAAACUUCUCAGCAGCCAAGAGCCUGCUGAAUAAAAAACCGGAUGGUGUCAAAAUCAACAACAAGGCCAAUGUGGUCACCAGUCCUAAAGAGCCUGUCCCCACUCCUUCUCUGGAGCCUCAAACCACUGUUAUCCACAACCCAGCUGAUGGAAAUAAGCUCGAAAGCAGGAGAUCAUCAAGGCCACUGAGCAGCUGAUUGAGGCCAUUAACAAUGGAGACUUUGAAGCCUACACGAAGAUAUGUGAUCCUGGUCUCACAUCCUUUGAACCUGAAGCCUUGGGUAACCUGGUGGAGGGCACAGACUUCCACCGCUUCUACUUUGAGAACGCUCUGUCUAAGGGGAAGCAGCCCAUCCACACCAUCCUGCUCAACCCUCACGUCCACCUCAUUGGCGAUGACGCCGCCUGCAUUGCCUACAUUCGCCUCACCCAGUACAUCGAUAGCAGCGGCAUGCCUCGCACCAUGCAGUCAGAGGAGACUCGCAUCUGGCACCGCCGUGACAGCAAGUGGCAGAAUAUCCACUUCCACCGCUCCGGCUCUCCCACCAUUCCCACCAACUGAGAUGACCUCCACCACCUUCCAGCCUACAGCAGUCAGCUGACUGACUUCUGCCGUCUUUCCAUCGGAUGCCCAAGCCACGCCUCCCCCUCGUUUGCUAGCGCUCUGCCCUCUCAGUGUGUUGUUUACAUUGUCGCUGCUGAACUGAAGUUUAUUCUAAAUGUAAAGGAGUUCAAACUUUGACAACAUCACUUUGUAGAGAGAGUGCAGGGUGUUCAACAUAUCUCUGUUUGCAGCAUUUUUAUUACUGGUUUCUUGAUAUAUUCUUUUUUAAAUAGAAGUGGACUCUAAUGGUGCCACUGGUUCCACUUGAUUUUAAUGGGCUAGUCUGUGAAGCUCCCAGUCAGGAUUACACAUGUUGUGCUAUUGUGAUAUUUUUACCUUUUGGCACAAUGACCGAUAUCAAACUUUUUAAUCACGUUUCUGUUUCCAGACACAAGCCUGCUUUGUUUGGCUGAUCCAUAGGUUUUGGUAAUCAUGUAAUUUGCUCUUUGCUUGAUCCAUAUGAGUUGACUUAUCUUACUGAUGUAUGUUUACUAGGAACUGUAACUACAUGUUUAAAAGGGAAACUGUUUGUUUUAGUGAGUUCGGUCAUCACGGAGCAUCGUGGGAGGAAGUGUAGACAUAGAUUCUUAAAGCCAUUCUGACUCCUGCCAGUCACAUUUUCGUACAAUAAGAAGUUAAUUAUGUGAAUCUGUUUGUUUACAUUUUACAGUGUGAUAUUGAUGCCUGUCCUUCUCCUUACUUACCUUUAAGAACAUCCUCCGUAUUUCAUCCUCUGCUUAAAGUCGAACCCUGUUUAACCGUGUAAAUCAGUUUGCUAAGUUUCAUCACUGACCGGGUUACUCAUGCUCAACACUCAUUAUGUUACGUUAUAGUUAUUUUAGUGCCACCAUCUGACUGAAAGGGAAACGGUUGUUGUGGAGAUCACAGGGAACAAACUUUAAUUCCAGAUUGAACUGAGUGCAGAGGAAGCCGUUAAAGACAGUCACAGGUGUGUUUUUGUGUUAAAUAAUCACUGAAAUAUUUAGAGAACUGCUUCGUAUUGAUUUCUUUGAUCACAUUUGUCCAUUUCAAAGGACACUUUGGGUUUAUCUUUGUGAUUGAACUGUAUGAUGGGCUGCUGGUAUUUAAUGUUGCCAUGAUGGGCCAAGCCUGAUGUUUAAGAAAUCUCAAAUAAAAUGUGAUUUAUGCCAAUGA